CACCACGCACGGCUUCAGCCGCCCCGCCAUGGCUGCAGAGGGGCGGCGCGGGGCACGCUGGGGCGCGCGGUUCCACCGCCCCCUUAAAGGGACGGGAGCCCGAGGCCGCCGCGAAGGGCGUUGGCGGCGCAUCGGCGGCGCGGCGCUCGGCUCGUGCUGCCUGCGGCGCCGCCACAGGCGGCGGGGGCGGGCGUCCCAUCGCCUGGGCGGGCAUGGAUUAGCCGGGCCUGGGAAGAUGGCCUCCUCGGAGCAAGCGGAGCAGCCCGGCCAGACUGGCUCCUGCCCUGCGACUGAAAAUGCAGCAUCUCGGGAGCCUCUGAUUGUGACAGCAGUGAAAUUUUUACAGAAUCCCCGAGUCCGCCAAAGUCCAAUUGCAACCAGAAGAGCAUUUCUGAAGAAGAAAGGCCUGACAGAUGAAGAAAUUGACCUGGCUUUUCAGCAGUCGGGCACCAGCACGGAUGAGCCGCAGUCCCCAGGUCCUUCUUCGCAGCUGGUGCCAGCUCAGCCUGCUCACCCUGUGGUAUAUAGUCCACCUGGCUCCAGAUGGCGAGAUUAUGGGGCUUUGGCUAUCAUAAUGGCAGGAAUUGCAUUUGGCUUCCACCAACUUUACAAGAAAUACCUACUCCCUCUCAUCAUGGGAGGCAAAGAAGAUAGGAAACAACUUCAGAGGAUUGAGUCAAACAUUGCUGAGAUGAGUGGCAGUGUGACACAGACAGUGACUCAGUUACAGACAACUUUAGCAGCUGUCCAAGAAAUGCUAAUUCAGCAACAACAGAAGAUCCAGGAGCUCACCCAAGAACUGGCUGCUUCUAAGGCCACAACUUCCACCAACUGGAUUCUGGAGUCACAGAAUAUUAACGAAUUGAAAUCUGAGAUCUACUCGUUAAAAGGACUCCUCCUGAACCGGAGGCAGUUUCCUCCCUCUCCUUCAGCUCCUAAGAUCCCAUCAUGGCAGAUCCCAGUGAAGCCAAGCUCACCCUCCAACCCUGUUGUUGCCAACCAUAACAGCAGCAGUGACAUCUCACCUGUCAGCAAUGAGUCUACCACCUCCUCACCGGUCAAGGAGAACCACAGCCCCGAGGGUUCGAAGGUCAGCUGCCAUCUGCUGAGCACCGAGGAAGGCAACAAGGCAGUGAUUGAUGUCAAGAGCCAAGUGCGGAUGGAGGUGCAGGGUGAGGAGGAGAAAAGGGAAAACAAAAGGAAUGAAGAGGAAGAAGAGGACGAUGAGGAUGAUGACGUGAGCCACGUGGAUGAGGAGGAAUGUAUGGGUGUCCAGACUGAGGACCGGAGAGGAGGGGAUGGGCAAAUUAAUGAGCAAGUGGAAAAGCUACGAAGACCCGAGGGGGCCAGCAAUGAGAAUGAGAUUGACUAAGGCGCCCUGGCUUCUGCUGAUGCUGCUGUACAUCUUCCCUAGCCUCCUGCACUGUCCCUGGUGCCUCUCCCAUUUUGUGGAGUGCCACCAUCCCUUCCAGUGAUUCUUCCAUGACUGACCUUGAGCAGGGUCGUGAUUGCCUGGUGAACAAGGAGGGCCCUGUUUCACCACAUGGCUGUGCAGCGUUGCAGUGGCUUCUUCUCCCCUCCCAGUCCCCCCUUCUCCCCGUGAGCUGGGGUCCCUGCCUAGGCUGGAAGACCAAUUGCCUUACCAUGCACCACAGCAACAGAAUAAGUCCCCUUAACAAAAACAUCCAGCAUCUCCUGGAGUGGUCAGCCUCUUUGCUACAUCCUAGAGCCCUUCUGUCCCAUUUCAGAAACCUGUCUGCCCUGAAAUCUUUGAUUUCACAAGCCUUUAAUUGCCACAUAAUCCCCAAAACAGUUCUUGCUGUUUCCCAAAAUACCCCUCUGUUUUAUUUCUAAAACUAAUUGGUACUCUAUCGCCAAAAAAAAUAACAACAGUUUAAUUCUAAAUUCCUCACCAGAUCUCAGUCUCAGCCACCUUCUUCCAAGCCUUAUGCCAAACCUCCAAUUCCUGAAACUACCUAGCAUUUAAAGACACUAAAUUUCUGGUGGGGUCCAAAGAACACUAUUUCCACCCCACGUGCUCUCUCCCAUUCAUUGAAGUGGCCUCUUGCUAGGGACUGAGACCAGGUUUCACGGCCACAAUAAAAUGCAGGAGAACAGGUGGCUUUGUUACUGAUUGCUCCCCCGUAAAAGGAGGUUUUAAAAGAUGACCCCACUCAUGGCAGUUACUCCCCUUCUUCCUCCAAAGACAAGGAGCUCGCAUCAGUUUUUGACAUCUAUUAUAGCUGUCCUGAAUGAGAUGAUAUCAGAUGCUGAAAUAAUUGGUUAAUUUUGAAUCUGUGCAAUGGUUCUUAGCUUGUUUUUCUCCCUAAGUGAGGAGAAAACCCGUAUUAAAUGAUCAGCUGAGACCUGCACCUACCCAGUGACAGGCACCUGCUUCAGCAAGGCAGUCUUUACAAGAGAGAGAACAAUUCCAGCUCUGAGGUACACCACUGGCCUUCUUGCCCAGCCCAGCCAUUUUUUUUGCCCUACUGGGGCUAUACACAAAUCAAAAUGGUGAAUUUUGAAACCUCUCAUUUGCAGCAUUGUGUUCUCAGCUGUUAAAAUGGUGGUGUCCAAUUAUAUUAUUCACUGCAUCAGAGCCUCUUAGCAGAGCAAUUCUUGUAACAACUGAGUUUCACUGUCCUCACCAAGCAAGCGUGCUCGUCUGUGUGAUCAUGUAUAGAUUUCAAAUAUAAAAUAUGAUUGUAUAUAAUUGUAAUAAAUAUGAGUUACCACUAUUUAACACCA
This is a messenger RNA of Numida meleagris (helmeted guineafowl), 2748 nucleotides long. It is a transcript of the gene PEX14, whose product is annotated as peroxisomal biogenesis factor 14. Lineage: Eukaryota; Metazoa; Chordata; Aves; Galliformes; Numididae. Gene Ontology annotation, molecular function: signaling receptor binding. Bases 29 to 1372 code for a protein of 447 amino acids. The transcript is spliced from 9 exons. Gene Ontology annotation, biological process: protein import into peroxisome matrix, docking. The record is from RefSeq and is a predicted model, not a curated record. Gene Ontology annotation, cellular component: peroxisomal membrane; peroxisomal importomer complex.